CAGUGGCCUGAUAGAUAGAGUGACACGACAGAGAGCGUCCCUCGUUUCCGUGAUGCAACUAGAGCGUAGUCGAGAACUGCUACAGAAGUUGGAGGAUAAAAUCGAGUCAGAAGAGGCAGCGUUUGAGAAGUUUCUCUUCAUACUAGUUCAAGAUCCGACUUUUGAAGACAUAAGCACAAAGUUGAGAGCUACCAGAGACGAAUUCAAGGAUAUCACUAACAGUUCUCGUACAUCUUCAACACAUCAUAACAAUUGGUCGUUAAGUGUAUUGAGCCCCGCCCCCUUCUACGUGUUCGGAUCGGACCAGCCCCACCCCAUUCUAGAGACAAACUUUCCGCCUGCUGCUCUCGUCCACAGACCCCAAAGAAUGGCGACUGCAGGUACUACACCAGACUUCCUAGACAAACGAUUGCUGCAAGAUGAUGUUCCAGAGAUAGUUGCAAACAUACUGGACGCCCAAACUAAAUCAGAGCUGUUAGGUCGUGUACUCAAGUUGUCACCAUCCAGGGUGUCUGCAAUUCAUAUGCAGUACAAGGAUCCAGAAGAGUGCUUGUUUCGUGUCAUUGAUGAGUUUGUGAAACAAGUGGACCCCAUACCCACUUGGAGAGUCAUUACAACCGCCCUGAGGCACCCCACUAUUCGACUAACUGGUUUGGCUGAUGAGAUUGAAAGUAAACAUUGCCCCCCAACAAUAUGU
Molecule: messenger RNA, 697 nt
Organism: Geodia barretti
Lineage: Eukaryota; Metazoa; Porifera; Demospongiae; Tetractinellida; Geodiidae
Source: the annotation of a GenBank genome assembly